GUGGAAUGUGCGGUAGAAAAGUUACCGUAGAUUUGCCGGUGCUCGAGAAUGAAUGAACGCGGGUUUGCUGCUCGAAAGGCACAACUUGCGAGGCUUUCUUUGGGCUGCUUGGUACAUGUCGACCGUCGACAGAAAGCGUUAGACAGUGGAAAAGCCACAAAGAGCAAGACCGCCGAAAGAAAGGUAGUGUGGUGCUGCGAUCGUUUGAUGAGACGAGCGGAGCAGGAGCGAGCGAGACAGCUGCUGGUGUGCCGUCGAUCGGUCGGUGUUUCCUCGGAUUCGGGUUCUGCUGGGUGCACAGAAGAGGAUCCGGCCGAGAAAAGUUUAUCGUCGCUAGCAGUCCAGACCGUCGAUCAGUUGUGCAAGAUCGCUCGAAGAAAUAUGUUGGAUUUGAACUAGCUGCUGGUACUGCAAGCUGAGAUCCAAUUUGUUCUGACAGCUUUUUUUUUCUUCUCGCUCGUUGUUGUUGUAAGUGCAGAAAGGUAACUUUGUGCAGUUCGUUAUAUUUGUCGCCUUGUGACAACUGUUUAAGCAAAGUAAGUGCGAAGUUCCCGAGGGAGUUGAAGUUAUUACCCACACACAUUAUUCGGUGAUCGAUCGUCAUUUUUUGUGAUCUUCAGCGAAAAGAAGGCAAAUAUUUGUGUUCAAGGGAAAAAUUGGCUCAAUAAGGUUUUGAAGUGUAGCUUGAGUGACGCGUGAAUUAACCAACCAACAAAAAAAAGUUGACUGAAGGAGAUUUAACGCGAGGAUCUGAAACGGAGCAGUGAAGAAAACGUGAAGAUAAAAGCAUCCAAUCAUGAAGUCGAUAAUUUUCUGUGUUUCGUUCUUGCUGGCAUGCGUUGCAGGACAACGCAUCACCACGAUUCAGCUCGAUGGGGUGCAGUACUUCGUCAGCCGGAUGAAUCCCUACUCGCCGGAGUUGAACUACUUCCUUGCCUACCAGUACUGCCGCUCGUUGGGUCUCCAGUUGGCAUCGUUCGAAACCAAGGAGAAGGUGGAAUCGAUGACCCAGUAUCUGGCCAAUGCCGGUUACAGUAAGUACAACUUCUGGACGUCCGGUAAUCGGCUCGGUACGAGCAUGUUCCUCUGGAUGAGCACCGGACUGCCGUUCAAUGCGACCUUCGACUAUUUCGAAUCGACAACCAUGGACGCAUCAGCUGCCGGUUUGGAUCCGCUAGAUCACAACAGCAACACCUCACCUCAGCGCACCGCACGUGACAGCAGCAGCGGUCUCGAGCGAGCCUGCGUCCACCUGAAGGCACCCUCGCUCCGGUGGGAACCCGAGGACUGUCUGGCGGUAAAAGAUUUCAUCUGCGAGCAGACCAGAUGCUACUACUACAACUACGGUAGUAUCCCGGUUUCAUCGGCGCAGGGCCGUCCAAUAAUUACUUCAUCGACAGCUUCGACUGGAGUUUUCCACAGCGCUUCGACAGCCCGAGUUCAGACUACCCCGAUUCCGGUAAUUCAAUCAUCCACCACAGCGGCAUCACUUCCUGUAGAGCAAACAUCACCUCUGGCAGCCUUACUAAGUGGAAUUGCUCUCGGCACUGAUUCCGAAUCGGAAGGCAGCCUUGAGUCGCGUAGCGACGAAGAAGCCAUCCUUGACGAAGAGGAAGAGCACGACGACGAAGAACACGAUCUUGAGGAGGAGGACGAUUUCGAGGGACGUUCCCAGCAGGAUGAAUCCGACUCGGCCGGUGUCGAGGACCAACAUCACCAACAGGAGCAGCACCAGUCGGAGGAGCAAACUACGGGUCAGCAUGACAUUCCCGUUGAACAGAAACUAAAACAGAUCACCCGAGAAAUCGAAGAAAUGUCGCAUGCGUCCGAUCGGGAUGUCGAUAACGGACGCCAGAGCUUCCUCUCACUGUCGGAUCUAAUCAAAAACAUCCGCCCAGCCGAGAAGGUAAUUCCUCAGAUCGAUUCCUCCUACUCGAACACGAUGCAUGUCCUCGGAGAAACUAUUACUCACGGUGAAAGUCGAUCGGCUAAAAUCUGAGCUCUGCAUUUAAAAUCGUACAAUCACAAAAUCCCUCCAUAAUCAGAACGUAAUCAUAGCUCAUCAACAUCGUAAUCAUCAUCAUCUUCAUUAUCCUUCAUCCCCCCAAAGCAAAAAAAAAAAAAAACACACACACAUCCAUCGAGGCGUUUUCCGAGGGACUACACCAGCUAGACUUUUUUUUGGCUUCAUCCGCCGCCCCAGACAAGAUGCUGGUGUCGCUUGGCGCCGCACCAAGUGCUCCCACCUAAGCGCGGACAAGCACAAAAUUAACCUGGUGAACUUCCCGAAAACACCCGGCAUUACGGAAAAUUAUCGCACCUUCAUGUCACACUUCAUCACACACACACACCCACACAUUGCACGGGAAAACUAAUUAAAAAGCACACAGCACUCAUCAAUCAUUCGCAGCACCCGAUUCGACAGUCAUUCAUUGAGUCAGAAAAAAAAACAUUAGCCUUUUUCAGUCACCACCAUCAGUCCAUUAUCAUUUUCCAUCCAGCACUAACGCACCAAUCAUCUGCAAUCAUAACACAAUCACGCGGAAUCAUAAAAACACAUUUGACCUAGAGAAUAACUGAGGAGAGAGAGAAAGAUAAACAACCCAUUUAGUAGUGACGGCAAAUAUCACCCCCCAAAUUAUUCCAGUUAUCUACCCAAAAUAAAAAACAUCAACACGCACACACGGCUAGGCUAGGAUAAGUGGUACUAAUUUAAGACGUAUUGUGAAAGGGCGCGCGUAAUUGUGUAGUAAUUUAACUGCAAAAAUAAGACAUAAAAUAAUUAUUCACGAAAGUGACAAUAGUAAAAAAGAAAAACAAAAAGAUGGACCAGUUUUCAGCAAGAGGAUUAGACUGUAACGAAGUUUAGCAUGUAGAGUAUAAAAUGGAACAAAAUCGAAAAAAAAAUAUACGAAAGGAGGCGGAACUUAUCAGGACAGUGAUAAAAUAAAAAUACUAAAAAAUAUAAAUACACCCGGAAUGCAAUGACAGUUUUAUGAAAACAAAACAAUAAAAGCUGUACUUGAUUUUUAA
Wyeomyia smithii (pitcher-plant mosquito) is the source of this 3033-nucleotide messenger RNA. RefSeq lists its product as uncharacterized. The record is from RefSeq and is a predicted model, not a curated record. NCBI's taxonomy places the organism in Eukaryota, Metazoa, Arthropoda, Insecta, Diptera, Culicidae. The transcript is spliced from 5 exons. The coding region runs from base 797 to 1999 and encodes 400 amino acids.